AUGGGGCAGCUCAGGGCGGCGCCUGGAGGCGGCGGGGACUGCCUGAUCAAGCUGUUCGGGAAGACCAUCCCCGUGCCGGACGCCGGCGACAAGGUUGGUGCUCAUGACCUUCAGCACAGAGGCAGCAGCGCCACGGCUGAACCGAAGGUGCAAGAAAUCGCCCCUCAGGACUCCACGGGCUCGCCUCCGCAGCAGCCGGAGGUUGUGGACGUCGAGGACCCAUCCGCUGCCAAGAACUCGGCAGCAGAUCAACAAGAUGAAGAGCAGGGCGACACGGCGAACCAGAAGGAGAAGCUCAAGAAGCCUGACAAGAUCCUGCCCUGCCCCCGGUGCAGCAGCAUGGACACCAAGUUCUGCUACUACAACAACUACAACAUCAACCAGCCGCGCCACUUCUGCAAGAACUGCCAGAGGUACUGGACGGCCGGAGGCGCCAUGCGCAACGUGCCCGUGGGCGCGGGCCGCCGCAAGAGCAAGAGUCUGUCAGCCGCCUCCCACUUCCUUCAGAGGAUAAGGGCUGCUCUGCCCGGUGAUCCUCUCUGCACCCCGGUCAACACCAACGGCACGGUGCUCAGCUUUGGCUCCGAUGCGUCCACCUUAGACGUCUCAGAACAGAUGAAGCACAUAAAGGAUCUCAGCUCGGUAACCCGGACUGAGAACACCGAUGCCCCAUCAGUAGGGUCUUCUGCUGAAGGAUGGGCAAAGGGAGAAGAGUCGAGCCAAAUGAACCCGAGGGAGAGAGUUGCAGCAGAUAGAUCCGCAAAUUUUGUGCAGCAUCCGUGCAUGAACGGGGCAGCCAUGUGGCCAUUCAGUUGUGCACCACCACCUGCCUAUUUCCCCUCAAACGUAGCAAUUCCAUUCUAUCCAGCUGCUGCUGCUGCCUACUGGGGCUGCAUGGUUCCGGGAGCCUGGAACACUCCAUGGCAGCCACAGCCGCAGCCGCAGCCGCAGUCUCAGUGUCAAUCUAGCUCACCACCUAGUGCUGCUUCUCCGGUAUCGACAAUGUCCAGUUGCUUCCAAUCCCGAAAGCACCCUAGAGACGGUGAUGAGGAAAGAGAUACCAAGGGUAAUGGCAAGGUGUGGGUGCCCAAGACGAUCCGGAUCGAUGACGUAGAUGAGGUGGCCAGGAGUUCUAUCUGGUCACUUAUUGGGAUCAAGGGCGACAAGGAGGAGAAGGAUGAUGGCAAAGGGUGUAAGCUUGCAAGGGUUUUUGAUCCAAAGGAUGAGGCAAAGACGUCAAGCCACAGAGGUAACAAUAGCCUGCCAUUCUUGAAGGGGAACCCUGCUGCACUGUCACGCUCAGUCAACUUCCAUGAGAGAUCUUGA
Triticum turgidum subsp. durum (durum wheat) is the source of this 1326-nucleotide messenger RNA. The record is from the annotation of a GenBank genome assembly. NCBI's taxonomy places the organism in Eukaryota, Viridiplantae, Streptophyta, Magnoliopsida, Poales, Poaceae.